ACCAUGUUCUUUCUACCCAUGAACUUUUGGGUUUCGGUUUCGCCUUCCGGAAUACCUGAAGAAGUCAUCAGUUGACCUGUUGCCUCCCAAACGACUAAUAUUAGAGUGCCCAUCACAUCAAAACAAUCCAUUUGAGAGUUUUGAGAGUCCGAUUGGAAAGUGCAUUUUCACAACUGUAGAGAUCCAGUUUUAAAAUGGAUCCUCCAAUGUGGUGAGAAUCUUUCAAUUGAGCUCCCCGAUAGACCCUGAAUCUGGAUCCAAACAACACUAACAGUACCCAUCAAAACAUUGACUCUGGACCCAAAAACUAGAUUUAUAUUCAAUGCACAUAUUUUCAUUACAGUGUGGGCAUUGGGCAAUGAAAAGUGGUUUCAGAGUUUCACAUUGGGUUCAAAAUCCAUAGUAAGCGUCCAACUUGGUUCACACCCACAAGCCCAGUCCAGAGGGAAUAGGUUUCUCGAGGCGGUUCGCCAUUCAAUUUUCAAAUUUCAAAUCCCUUAACGGUCCACUACGUGCGUCCCAGUUCCCACCACCACCAAUCUCUUUUAUUCAAAAUUUAUAGCCGUUUUUCUACCUUGGAAAACUCCCAAUUUUAUAGCCGUUCCAAACGGCCCAUUUUUUCAAUCUAUUUCCAGUAUAUAUAUCCUCAAGAAUUCUCCCAUUUCCUCAUUUCCUUCACUACCCAUUCUUCUAUUUCUUGUUCCGGGCGUCUUUGUAUACGUCUUUGGCACCUCCCCUUUUGCUUUUCUAAUCAAUCUUCUUUUUUAUUUUCACUAACAAAAAUGAGAGAGUGCAUUUCAAUCCACAUUGGUCAGGCUGGUAUCCAAGUUGGCAACGCCUGUUGGGAGCUCUACUGCCUUGAACAUGGCAUUCAGCCUGAUGGACAAAUGCCAAGUGACAAGACAGUUGGAGGAGGAGAUGAUGCUUUCAACACAUUUUUCAGUGAAACAGGAGCCGGAAAACAUGUUCCUCGUGCUGUGUUUCUGGAUUUGGAACCAACUGUUAUUGAUGAAGUCAGGACCGGGACUUACCGCCAAUUGUUCCACCCUGAACAGCUCAUUAGUGGCAAAGAAGAUGCUGCCAAUAACUUUGCCAGAGGCCAUUAUACAAUUGGCAAGGAAAUAGUGGAUCUCUGCCUUGACAGGAUCAGGAAACUAGCAGAUAACUGUACUGGACUUCAAGGGUUUUUGGUAUUCCAUGCUGUUGGUGGUGGAACAGGAUCUGGUCUUGGUUCUCUGCUUCUUGAAAGGCUCUCUGUGGACUACGGCAAGAAAUCAAAACUCGGUUUCACUGUUUACCCUUCCCCUCAGGUUUCUACAUCUGUUGUAGAGCCUUAUAAUAGUGUUCUGUCAACUCAUUCUCUCUUAGAGCACACUGAUGUAGCAGUUCUCCUUGAUAAUGAAGCUAUCUAUGAUAUUUGCCGAAGAUCUCUCGACAUCGAGAGGCCUACUUACACCAAUCUCAAUAGGCUGGUGUCUCAGGUUAUUUCUUCCCUGACUGCAUCUCUGCGAUUUGAUGGUGCUCUGAAUGUGGAUGUAACAGAAUUUCAGACCAAUUUAGUCCCAUACCCUAGAAUCCAUUUCAUGCUUUCUUCAUAUGCACCAGUCAUUUCUGCUGAAAAGGCCUACCAUGAGCAACUAUCGGUAGCAGAAAUCACUAACAGUGCUUUUGAACCAGCUUCUAUGAUGGCCAAAUGCGAUCCACGCCAUGGGAAAUACAUGGCCUGCUGCUUGAUGUACAGAGGUGAUGUGGUGCCUAAGGAUGUGAAUGCUGCUGUGGCAACAAUCAAGACUAAGAGGACUAUCCAGUUUGUCGAUUGGUGCCCAACUGGGUUCAAGUGUGGUAUUAACUACCAGCCUCCUACUGUGGUGCCUGGUGGCGAUUUGGCCAAAGUUCAAAGGGCAGUUUGUAUGAUUUCUAACUCUACAAGUGUGGCUGAAGUGUUCUCAAGGAUUGAUCACAAGUUUGAUCUGAUGUAUGCCAAGCGUGCAUUUGUGCAUUGGUAUGUUGGUGAGGGUAUGGAGGAGGGUGAGUUUUCAGAAGCUAGAGAAGACUUAGCUGCUCUUGAGAAGGAUUAUGAGGAAGUUGGCGCAGAAUCUGCUGAAGGGGAUGAAGAUGAAGGUGAUGAGUAUUAGGCUAGAAUAGUGUGGAAAGACUGAAGGAGUUCUGCCAAUGGACUCAUUGGUCAGCUAAUGUGAUCUUUUUUAUCCCUUGUAGUAUCAAAAAAACAAGUUUAUGAAUCUUUCCUUUUUUACUUGCAUUCUUGAAGCAAUUGGAAUAUCAGCUAUGAUUGUUGACAACAAAAGACUUGGCUUGCUUUGACGGAGCCUUUUUUUUUGUUGUUUCCUUAAUUUGCUAUUACUUUUUGAGGCCUAUUUCAACCAUUAAGGGACAAACUGGUCCAGCAGAUUUUGGACAAAUGGGCCCCUAACCCCACAAAAGAGUCCCUGUGUGCUCUGCAAAGAGAUCAAACUUCGAGAGUUUCUUCAACUAACAUGAAGAAGACGAGGCACAUGGUCUGGUCUUCUACCACUUUUCCGGUCUGGAAAGAAACAAUCCUUGUAGCUUCUGGAUAAGACAGGCAUAUCGGAAAGAUGACAUCGGUUAUUGCAAACAUUCCUUAGAAUUUCCUUUGUAAACAACAAAUUUUUUCCCUGUUUCCAUCCAUCCAAGGGAAAUAGGCUACGUUUUUAUCCUCCAUUCCUAACCAGAAAUGGGUUUGUUAAUGCAAAUUCAUACAAAAUCAGGUCAUUUUCCAUGAAUAUUUCAAGUUGUUUAAGCAGAGACGGCAUUUAUUUUUCUAUUCUUCACUAACUGUUCCUUGGACUUUAAGACAAAUAUUGCACAAGGCAAUUACUUGCAAAUUAAGAUUAUAACAACAUCUGACUUGGCCAAAAUAUGAUAAAUUUUCAAUGUUAAGAAGGCACC
Durio zibethinus is the source of this 2928-nucleotide messenger RNA. Its product is annotated as tubulin alpha chain. Gene Ontology annotation, cellular component: microtubule. The record is from RefSeq and is a predicted model, not a curated record. Gene Ontology annotation, biological process: microtubule-based process. Gene Ontology annotation, molecular function: structural constituent of cytoskeleton; GTP binding. NCBI's taxonomy places the organism in Eukaryota, Viridiplantae, Streptophyta, Magnoliopsida, Malvales, Malvaceae.